This is a messenger RNA of Stegastes partitus (bicolor damselfish), 525 nucleotides long. RefSeq names its product lens intrinsic membrane protein 2.2 (gene lim2.2). Bases 1 to 525 code for a protein of 174 amino acids. The transcript has 4 exons. Gene Ontology annotation, cellular component: plasma membrane. Gene Ontology annotation, molecular function: structural constituent of eye lens. The record is from RefSeq and is a predicted model, not a curated record. Lineage: Eukaryota; Metazoa; Chordata; Actinopteri; Pomacentridae.
AUGCUGUAUACUUUAGCAGGAGGAGGCACGCUCUGUGGCGUGGCCGCCCUCGUGCUUCUCAUCGUUUCUACGGCAACGGACUUCUGGAUGCAGUAUCGAUACUCGGGUAGCUCGGCCAAUCAGGGCCUUUGGAGGUUCUGCAUCAACCACAAAUGUCAUGCCCACACUAUAACUGUAGCCUUCUGGGAUGCAACGCGGGCCUUCAUGCUGUUGGCGGUGCUGAGCUGUUUCGCCGGUGUGGUGCUCGGCCUGAGCGCCUUCACCAACGGCACCAAGAACCGGAGGGUCCGCACCGGCGGCAUCGCCCUGGUGCUGUCAGGUUUCCUUGCUCUGCUGGCUUUGGCAAUCUACACCGGUGUGACCGUCACUUUCUUUGGCAAACGCUUCUUGGACUGGCGCUUUUCCUGGUCCUACAUCUUAGGCUGGGUGGCCAUCCUGUUGGCUUUUGCUGCAGGCGUGUUCCAGCUCUGUGCUUAUCGGCGGACUACUGCAGAACCUGCUCCUUCAAACAACCAGGAAACCUGA